This is a messenger RNA of Alnus glutinosa, 2863 nucleotides long. RefSeq names its product pentatricopeptide repeat-containing protein At4g20740. Gene Ontology annotation, molecular function: protein binding. The transcript has a single exon. The record is from RefSeq and is a predicted model, not a curated record. Bases 92 to 2266 code for a protein of 724 amino acids. Lineage: Eukaryota; Viridiplantae; Streptophyta; Magnoliopsida; Fagales; Betulaceae.
GACUCGAAGAGCAAAGGGGGGAAGGAAGUGAAUGAGAAGCAGAAGGUUUAAUUAAAAAUAGUAAGCAAAGGGAGCAACAACAAAGCAAGAAAUGCCCCCUCAGUCCCCAGCCCCCAAACCCCACAAGAAGUUGUACUUCUUCAACGGCCACCGCAAGCCCUCCCAGAACCGCCCCUCCGUCCGCGGUGGCCUCUUCUCCAACCGUCUCUCCCUCACCCAACCCCAAUCCCAUCCCCAUCCCCAUCCCCAUCCCCAAUCCCAACCGUUCCAUCUUCAGAACUGGGACACACAUACCCAAUCCCCACCGUCCACUCCCCCUUGCCCUCACCACAACUUCUUCUCCUCCUCCCUCCGCCUCUCCCCCAUCGCCCGCUUCAUCGCCGACUCCUUCCGCAAGCACGACAACCGCUGGGGCCCGGCCGUCGUCGCUGAUCUCAACAAGCUCCGCCGCGUCACUCCCACUCUCGUCGCCGAGCUGCUCAAAGUCCAAACCGACCCUGCCCUCGCCUCCAAGUUCUUCCACUGGGCGGGCAAGCAGAAAGGCUACAAGCAUGAUUUCGCUUCCUACAACGCCUUCGCCUAUUGUUUGAACCGUACCAAUCGCUUUCGCGCCGCAGAUCAACUGCCCGAGCUAAUGGAAUCUCAGGGAAAGCCGCCCACCGAGAAGCAAUUUGAAAUCUUGAUCAGAAUGCACUCCGAUGCCAAUAGGGGUCUUAGGGUUUACUACAUUUACGAGAAAAUGAAGAAGUUUGGGAUCAAACCCAGGGUUUUUCUUUCCAAUAGAAUUAUCGAUGCGUUGGUCAAAACCGGUCAUGUAGAUUUGGCGUUGUCGGUUUAUGAGGACUUGAGGGACGAUGGGUUGGUCGAAGAGAGCGUCACUUUCAUGAUUUUGAUAAAAGGGUUGUGUAAAGUGGGUCGAAUCGACGAAAUGCUGGAGGUGUUGGGGAGAAUGAGGACCAAUUUGUGUAAGCCGGACGUGUUCGCGUACACGGCGAUGGUGAGGGUUUUGGUUUCACAGGGGAAUUUGGAUGCCUGUUUGACGAUUUGGGAGGAAAUGGUGAGGGACAAUGUGGAGCCGGACGUGAUAGCUUAUGCAACGUUGGUUACGGGGUUGUGUAAAGGUGGGAGGGUGGAGAGAGGAUAUGAGUUUUUCGAGGAGAUGAAGGAGAAGGGCUGUUUGAUCGAUAGAGUGAUAUAUCGGUCGCUGGUUGAGGCAUUUGUGGCGGACGGGAAGAUAGGGUUGGCUUGUGGCUUGUUGAAGGAUCUGGUAGAUUCUGGGUAUAGGGCUGACUUGGGGAUCUAUAAUUCGCUUAUUGAAGGUUUGUGUGGUGUGAAGCAGGUGGAUAAGGCUCACAAGCUCUUUCAGGUCACCUUUCAGGAGGGUCUUGAGCCGGACUUUGUGACUGUGAAUCCCAUCUUGGUGGGCUAUGCUGAGAUGAGAAGGAUGGAUGACUUUUGCAAGUUGAUCACCCAAAUGCAGAGAUUAGGAUUUUCUGUCAUUGAUGAUCUUUCCAAAUUCUUUGCCUUUCUGGUUGGGAAGGAGGAGAGGACAAGGAUGGCUGUACUAGUGUUUGAAGACUUGAAACGAAGAGGUUAUUGUAGCGUUUCUAUAUACAAUAUUCUUAUGGGGGCUCUUCACAAGAAUGGGGAGGUGAAAAAGGCGUUGUCACUCUUUGAUGAAAUGAAGGGAUCGACUUUUGAACCUGACUCAUCGACUUAUAGUAUUGCAAUUGACUGUUUGGUUGAGGUUGAUGAUAUUAAAGAGGCAUGUGCGUGUUAUAAUAAGAUCAUAGAGAUGUCAUCCAUUCCUUCUGUUGCUGCUUAUCGUGCUCUUGCUAAAGGGCUCUGCAAAAGUGGCGACAUUGAUGCAGCUAUGAUGCUUGUUCGUGGCUGCUUAGCCAAUGUUACUAGUGGACCUAUGGAGUUUAAGUAUACUCUUAACAUUUUCCAUGCAUGCAAAUCAGGUGAUGCCGAGAAGGUGGUUGAGGUACUGAAUGAAAUGAUGCAGCAGGGAUGUCCUCCAGAUGAUGUUAUAUACUCUGCUAUCAUUUCUGGCAUGUGUAAGCAUGGGACAAUGGAGGAGGCAAGGAAGGUUUUUUCGAAUUUGAGAGAGCGCAAGCUUUUAACAGAAGCCAGUAUGAUUGUGUAUGAUGAAAUACUAAUUCAACAUAUGAAGAAGAAGACUGCGGACUUGGUGGUGUCCGGAUUGAAGUUUUUUGGUCUAGAGUCCAAGUUGAAAGCAAAGGGCUGUACACUGCUGUCUUGAAAAUAUGCAGUCACCCUGUUGUGUGACAUUGGAACUGAUUGCCAUCUAGAAUUAAAUUUCUAACAAUACCUUCUUCCCAAGAUUAGAAUUGUUCCUUAGGAAAGGGAUAGACCCGUCUUUUAUACUCCUCUGCAUGCGGGCGGCAUUACAGCGAGUUAGGGAGAAGAGAAAGAUGGAUUACGCAUCACUGCAUCAGAAGCCGACUCUGGUCCCCUAGAAGAUCUCCAACCAGGACUCCUCCGACAAGUUAAGGAGAAGAGAAAGCUGGAGUACGCAUCAGAAGCUUACUCUGGUGGCUUUCCUCCAUGCCCCUAGAAGAUCUCCAACCAGGACUCUCCUUGGACAACAACGUUGUUUGAAAGGUCUCUCUUUCUGUCACCAUGUGUAUGAAUGGCUAUUAAAGUUUUUGGUGUUCGCCCCCUCUUGGGGGGUGGAAGUGGGGCUAUGGUUAGUAGGAUACUUAUCCAAGAAAAAAAUAUGGAAAAUUUGUAAGGCAAGUGAGUACUUGGAACAAGUGCUAUUGGGAACAAAUUUGAAGGGAUACAAGCCUUAAGAUUUCAGAAACUGUUGGAAACCUACAUAAAAAUUUGUUUUGUA